Poeciliopsis prolifica (blackstripe livebearer) is the source of this 783-nucleotide messenger RNA. Its product is annotated as C-type lectin domain family 4 member E-like. Bases 94 to 783 code for a protein of 229 amino acids. The transcript is spliced from 7 exons. Lineage: Eukaryota; Metazoa; Chordata; Actinopteri; Cyprinodontiformes; Poeciliidae. The record is from RefSeq and is a predicted model, not a curated record.
AAUUACAUUUUCUUCACCACUGUAAGCCUCCAGGAUUCCAGAAUAUUACCAACCUCCAGUUCUGUUUUUGCUGCAGAUAAGACGCUCAAACCAAUGGAGGAAAUCUAUGAUAAUAUUGAAAAUGUCUGCAACAUUUCAGUGGUAAAGGACAGAGUUCCUAGCAGCUCUAAGAAGAGGCUCUAUGUGGGUGUUAUUGUCUCUUUGGGGAUCCUGAGUGUUGGCCUCCUUAUUGGACUCAUCAGGCUCGGUUUCCUCUCUCACAGAUUAUCCAUCUCAGCAGCAGAUCUCUCUGAUAUGAAAGACAAUCUGACUAAGGAAAGAGACCAACUGAAUGUAAAACUCUUGGAAAGGUCUGAUGAAGUGACCAGGCUUCAGAGUUUGUUGAAGAAAAAGAAAACCUGUCCUGCAGGAUGGAGCAUGUUCCGCUGUUCUUGUUAUUUCCUCUCUGCAACAUCUGCUAAUUGGUCUGUAGCCAGAACAGACUGCAUGAACAGAGGAGGAGAUCUGGUGGUGAUAGACGACGAAGAUGAACAGAAAUCUCUUUUUACCCUUACUGAGAAGUCAACAUGGAUUGGUUUGACUGAUGAAGAAACAGAGGGAUACUGGAAGUGGGUUGAUGGCACAGCUCUGAGUCCUCAACUUUCUAAGUUGUGGGCAAAGGGCCAGCCUGAUAAUGCUGAUAGCGGUGAAGCUUGUGCACAGAGCUGGAAUAACCAUAAGUCAUGGAAUGAUAAUAAUUGUAAUGCUUCUUUCCCGUGGAUCUGUGAAAAGGAUCCAAUGUAA